ACCCCGCUGUGCCCCCGCAGGUGCCAUGGCGUCGUUCCGGAUCCGUGCGUUCCGGGAGCAGGACUCGGACGUGGUUCGGGCGCUGUUUGCCCGCGGGAUCCUGGAACACGCCCCGGCUGGGUUCCGGUACAUGCUGCGCUUGGCGCGGGUGCGGCUGGUGCUGCUCGUGGUGUUCGUGGGCGCUCGGGCGGGCGGCGGGUCCUGGGUGCUGGGCCUGGGUGCCGUGGGGCUGGCACUGGUGCUGCUCUGGCUGCUCGUGCGCUCCCUCAGCGCCGAGUACGUGCGCGACGCGCUGGGCACCGACCUGUGCGACAUCCCCGGCACGUACCUGCGGGCGCCCGACUGCGGCUUCUGGGUGGCCGAGGUGGGGGGCUCCGUGGUGGGCAUGGUGGCUGCGGUGCCCUCGCGGGACGCGCCCGGGGCGCUGGAGCUGCGGCGGAUGUCGGUGAGCCGGGAGCAGCGCGGGCGCGGGCUGGCGCGGGCGCUGUGCCGGGAGGUGAUGGCCUUCGCCCGCGCCCGCGGCUUCGGCGCCGUGGUGCUCAGCACCUCCAUGGUGCAGGUGGCGGCGCAGCGGCUCUACGAGGGGCAGGGAUUCCGCAGGGUGGGCACCUCCAGCCCCUCCCUGCUGGGCACCAUCCUGCACUUCCAGAUCUUCCACUACCGCUGCGACCUGGGCGCCCGCGACGGCGCCAAGGCCGAGUAGCGCCAGUGGGAUGCCGCGGGCAUGGGGGGCACUGCCGUGGCACAGGGGUCCUGAGACACGUGGCACUGCCGUGGCACCCCAACCCCAGCCCUGGCACAGCAGCACCGACAUGGCACCACGACCCCGGCACGUGUGGCGCUGCCAUGGCACCCAAACUCCAGCCCCAGCACACGAGGCACAGCUGUGGCACCCGAGCCCAGGACGUGGGGUUCCACCACAGCACUACCAGAGCAUCUCAAACUUGGCACAAGGCACUUCCACGGCACCCAAAAUUUGGCACAUGAGGCACUUCCACGGCACCCCAACUCCGGGACAUGAAGCUCCACCAUGGCACCACCACAGCACCACCACAGCACCCCAAACUCAGGACAGAAGGCACUGCCAUGGCACCCCAACUCCAGCCCCAGCACAGCAACACCAACUUGUGCCCCCAGGACGUGAGGCACUGCCAUGGCACCCCGACCCUGGCCCCUGUGGCUCUGCCAGGGCACCCAAACCCAGCCCCAGCAUGUGAAGUGCUGCCACGGCACCCCAGCUCCAGGAUGUGAGGCACCACCACGGCACUCCAGGCUCGGCACAGAAAGCACUACCACAGCACCCCAAUCCUGGCACACGUGGCACUGCUGUGGCACCCGAACUGCAGCCUCAGCACUGACUGUGCCGUCACUGUGACCCCGGGACAUGAGGCACUGCCACGACACCCCAGCCUGGGGCACACAGCACUGCCGUGGCACCUGACCCCGGCACAGGAGGCACCACCGGGCACCCAAACCCCAGCCCUGGCACAAGAGAUGCUGCCACAGCACCCCAGCCCUGGCACCCUUGGCACGGCUCUGGCACCCCUGAUCCCAACCUUGGC
This is a messenger RNA of Corapipo altera (White-ruffed manakin), 1562 nucleotides long. RefSeq names its product N-acetyltransferase 8 (putative) (gene NAT8). The transcript has a single exon. Lineage: Eukaryota; Metazoa; Chordata; Aves; Passeriformes; Pipridae. The record is from RefSeq and is a predicted model, not a curated record. The coding region runs from base 26 to 703 and encodes 225 amino acids. Gene Ontology annotation, molecular function: N-acetyltransferase activity.